AUGGGUUUCUUGAAGAGGCUCUUGUCCAUGGGAAGCCGGCGGAACAAGAAGAGACGCGCCGUUGAGCAACUAGGUGAGAUCCCAAUCAGCCGAGAGGAUAGGGAGAAAAUCGAGGAAGAACAAGAGGCCACUGCUAGUCGCCUACUCCGUUCAUCUUCCGCUCACUUCUCCGUCGUCUCCGAAGUAGACUAUGCGUCUUUACCGCCUCUUCCUCAUCCGAUCAAUGGCUUGAACGUAACUCCUGUACCCUCUCCAAAUCGCGCUGCCAGCAUUCAAACGCGUGGAAAGUAUUCUGUUAAAGUUCACGAUCGCAAGAUCGAAGCGUGCACAGAGUUCCCAAAUGCCAACCCUCCCAUCGAAACGCCUACACGCGACUGCAGCGAUAACGGCUUACCUCAACAAUCUCGCAGACACGCCAUCACUCCGAGAGACCAGAAUCGCAUGUAUAGGCUUCGCCAGGACCCUUCUGUUGUCAGCCUAUUGGACAUGUACGACAGUCAUGGACAACUCGAUAACAAAGCAUUUUCCAACAGUCCCGUUAAGGAAGGACGCGCUCAAGUGAAGAGGAAUGGUUCUACGCUCCGCCAACUACUGGGCAAUCCAGAGUCCGCUACACAGAACGGAGAUGCGAUUGAAGGUGACAUCUCUUGGGCUGAACGAUUUCUUGACGAAGGAAUCGAUCAUCGAGCACGGAGUUCUGUGAUGCCUUCCUUUGAACCUUUUGGACUCGAUGCAGGCGGUCGCGCACGUAACGCACAUGACAAAACGAUUACUGUCAAAACAGACACCACAUUCAUUUACGCAGACGAUCAUUCGAACGAAGAUUUUGACAACGACCGCAUCAUUUCUUCCAUGGAAGUGGAGCUCAGCCUUGACUCAGAGGAGGCAAGAAAUGAUACCCACGCCUCAGGCCAACAAGAUUUAUCCACGCCUCAUCGCGCAUCAGAGGUGUUCGGCUUCUUGUUGGAUAAAGAUAGGCGAGGAGAGACUCCGAGGCAGACUCGUUCGUCUGACGACUCAGAGCACCUACUUCCCGCGAUACCUCCCAACCUCAAUGCCGACCCCUCGACAAAGAGUGCCAACUCUCCCGAUUUUAACGUUAUUACUGCGAUACCUUCUUCCAGUCGAAGGGAUGCCUUUGACUCGAUCCCUUCAUCGCGAUCUCCAAAGCAGGAGUCCCCGUCCUCGACCGGCUCGAUAUAUGACGAUCCCCCACAAACGGCGAUGAUCAUGAACAGGACUCCCGUUGCCGUUGCUGAUAGUAUGUUGCGCCAAGGCUCUCAGGCACUACAGGUUCAGGUGACCCCUUCGAAUCUUCCUACGAGCCGGAUCCCCCGAGGUCCUCGUGGUCCCCGCAGUUCCAUUCUCAUAGAUAACCCCUUCGAAACUCAGACGCCACGAGCUCAAGAGCCAUCCCAGCGCCGGGUAUCCAAGGAGAGUACCAAAUCAAGUAUCAGACCGUCACAGAUCCCCACGCGCGACGUUUUACGCGCAACUACCAACGCGUCCUCGAAGAAGCUGAAGCUUAAUUCCGCACCGCGCACUCCCGUGAGUUCACGAAAGGGACAGCAGCGGUCAACCUCGCGUGGAUCGGCGGCAUGGAGUCUCGUUGACGAGCCGAGUAUGUCACAGGUCGGGAACGAGACCAUCACGCCCACUGCAGCCAAGUCAAAGCCGUCCAGAGCUCGUCCGCUGACAGAUGUUGGCAAAGAGAAUACUCCAAGCCCCAACGCUUCGAUCGAGUUAUCAAAGGCAUCCGGCACCAAACCUCAUCUUCAUGUGAACUUCAACAAGACUAAAUCGCCCGUCACGCCUGCUCGCUCACGUACUCUGUUUCACCAUGCGCCCUCUCCAGCGUCUUCCUCAUCUAUUUCGCGUCUUCUUGAGAUCAUGAACUUUCAUCGAUCUCCUGGGCUCCAGGCUUAUACCGCCGUGGUGCUCAUGUUUUCUCCAACGUCCUGCACCGUAUUUUUUUUGGUCCUCCAGUUGUCGCAUAUUUAUUCGCUCAGUUUUCCCUCAGCUGCCUGAUGUCGAAUUGUCGCUUUGAUAUUCCUUCGCUGUCUCUUUUCUUGUUGUCUUGUGGGUUAUAUUGUCUUCCGGUGAUACCCCUCUCCACUGUUGUUAGUUACACAAUAUGAUCUAUGUCCUCC
Heterobasidion irregulare TC 32-1 is the source of this 2150-nucleotide messenger RNA. RefSeq lists its product as uncharacterized. NCBI's taxonomy places the organism in Eukaryota, Fungi, Basidiomycota, Agaricomycetes, Russulales, Bondarzewiaceae. The record is from RefSeq and is a predicted model, not a curated record. The coding region runs from base 1 to 2028 and encodes 675 amino acids. The transcript has 5 exons.